Messenger RNA from Thermothielavioides terrestris NRRL 8126, 1081 nucleotides. RefSeq lists its product as uncharacterized. Gene Ontology annotation, cellular component: nucleus; cytoplasm. The record is from RefSeq and is a predicted model, not a curated record. Lineage: Eukaryota; Fungi; Ascomycota; Sordariomycetes; Sordariales; Chaetomiaceae. The transcript is spliced from 2 exons. The coding region runs from base 177 to 746 and encodes 189 amino acids. Gene Ontology annotation, molecular function: protein tyrosine phosphatase activity.
CCCACCUCCAUUGCCGGUCCCCCUCUCCCAUCGAAGGCUUCGAGAAACUCGAAACCACGCUCCAGCCUGUAAGGAAAUCCCAGCCAGGGCGAGGAAAGCACACGUCUCCAUCGACCAUCCCAUCUAUCCCACACCGUUCCUGUUUGCGCCGUUCCUCCACCGGACCCACCUGGAAAAUGGCCACGAUCGGCACCCUGCAGCGCCUCUCAGCGGUGUCCCUCUCCAAAAUCCUCCUCGCCGCCCAAGAAGCAGCCGCAGCAGGCGACCCCACCAUAGCCAUCAUCGACGUGCGAGACGACGAUUACAUCGGGGGGCACAUCAAGGGCUCGCAGCACGUGCCGUCGCGCACGCUCGACGCGAUGAUGCCCGCGCUGGUCCGCCAGCUGCAGGACAAGGAGACGGUCGUGUUCCACUGCGCGCUGUCGCAGCAGCGCGGGCCGGCCGCCGCGCUGCGGUACCUGCGCGAGAGGGAGCGCGUCCUGGGUGCUUCCUCUUCUUCGUCGCGGAAGGCGAAGCAAGUGGAUGCGGACGGGGUGGGAAAGGAGCACGAUGGCGGUGCUGGCGGUGCCGUCGCUUCUUCGAGUGUUGCUGUGGACGGUGCGCAGACGGCGGGUCGGCAGGUCAAGGAGCAGCAGGUUUAUGUGCUGGACCGCGGGUUCGUCGGCUGGCAGGAGCUGUAUGGCACGGAUGAGCGGUUGACGGAGGGAUAUCGGAAGGAGCUGUGGGAGGAUGGGUAUUGGGGAUGAUGGCGGACUGAGGUCGUGAUCGAGAUGGUAUUCACUUCCGGGCCAUCCCACCCUUUUCGGCAUUGGCAAUCCCCUUGGAGGCAUUUUCCUGGCUGGCGGCUUUUGACUGCCCAGCAUAGGUAGCUUUAGAUCCGCUGGGCGCGAGAAGACAGAGGCCGCCCUGCGGAGUGAACACUACCAGAGCAUAGAUAGAGCAAUAAGGCAGGUGAAGAGGCUCCGGCGCGCAGAACUCGGCUGCUUUCUGAUCUUGCACCUGCGGGAGUCAACUCACGCAUAUACCUAGCCACUUACUCUGAGCAGCCAAUAGCUCGCAAAAGUCCAUGGAUUCGAACGCC